Eucalyptus grandis is the source of this 1152-nucleotide messenger RNA. Its product is annotated as stress-response A/B barrel domain-containing protein UP3. The transcript has a single exon. The coding region runs from base 81 to 896 and encodes 271 amino acids. The record is from RefSeq and is a predicted model, not a curated record. Lineage: Eukaryota; Viridiplantae; Streptophyta; Magnoliopsida; Myrtales; Myrtaceae.
GCCUCAGCCAAUCCCCUCCACACCUCCAUCGUCGCCCUCUCUCCUCUCUCCUCUCUCCUCCGGUCGCUGUCACACUCAUCAUGAUUCCCUCUCUCCGGUCUCGUGCCCACGUUCUCCCUUCCCUCCCGCUCGCUUUCUCCCAUCCCACCCUCUCCUUCCGGCCCUCCUCCCUCUCCGUCAAGCCCCUCUCCGCCGCCGCCGCCGCCGCCGGCCCGACCAUGUCCGCCUCCGCCGCUCCGCCCGUCGAGCACAUCGUCCUCUUCAAGGUCAAGGAAGGCACCGACCCCUCCCGCGUCGGCGCCAUGCUCGCCGGCCUCAACGGCCUGGUCUCGCUCGACCAGGUCCUCCACCUCGCCGCCGGCCCCGUCCUCCAGACCCGGUCCUCCCUCUUCUCCUUCACCCACAUGCUCCACAGCCGCUACCGGACCAAGGACGACCUCGCCGCCUACUCCGCCCACCCGAGCCACAUGGGGGUCGUGAAGGAGUCCGUCCUGCCCAUCUGCGACGACAUCAUGGCCGUCGACUGGGUCGCCGACCGCGCCCCCGAGGCCCUCGCGGUGCCCCCCGGGUCGGCCGUCAAGGUGAGCUUCCUCAAAUUGAAGGAGGGGCUGGGGGACGCCGCGAAGGGCGAGGUCUUGGGGGUGAUUCAGGGGAUCAAGGACGGGUUUGCGCAGGUCGAGCAGGUGACCUGCGGGGAGAACUUCUCGCCGGCGCGGGCCAAGGGGUUCUCGAUCGCCUCGCUCGCGGUUUUCAAGAGCGUGGAGGAGAUGGAGGCCGCGGCGGCCGACGAGGAGGCCGUGAAUUCGCGCAAGGAGAAGGUUAGGGAGUACUUGGACGGCGUGAUCGUGGUGGAUUACGUGGUCCCGGAGCUGCAGCCGGCGAGCGCGAGCCUCUGAUGGGACGACGGAUGAUUGCCUCCCUUUCUGAGGUUAAUGUAAAAUGUCUGUGUCUCUCUGUUGCUCUGUCUGUUGAGAUCCUGAAACUGCUUAGUCGAAUAAAGUAUGUGUUGAGCAAGUCUUGGUGCUUGAAUUGCAUUUUGAUCUCUAAUUAUAUGGCCCUCGAGUUGAUAUGGAGUAGAUUUACCGUCUUAUAGACAAAGGGUGUAUGAUUCUUGAAUGAAUGAAGGACAGAGUCUAGUGCUUCUUCCGAUUA